Cyprinodon tularosa is the source of this 2898-nucleotide messenger RNA. Its product is annotated as natural resistance-associated macrophage protein 2-like. NCBI's taxonomy places the organism in Eukaryota, Metazoa, Chordata, Actinopteri, Cyprinodontiformes, Cyprinodontidae. Gene Ontology annotation, biological process: metal ion transport. Bases 179 to 1855 code for a protein of 558 amino acids. The record is from RefSeq and is a predicted model, not a curated record. Gene Ontology annotation, cellular component: plasma membrane. Gene Ontology annotation, molecular function: cadmium ion transmembrane transporter activity; iron ion transmembrane transporter activity; manganese ion transmembrane transporter activity. The transcript has 17 exons.
UCUAAACCUACAGUAGUUGACACGACUUUGAGAACCUUUCACUCGGUAACGUGAUUAGCUAAGUUUAUAUAAAGGAUGUCUUUUUUAAUUUGACCUUGGGAUUUAAGACGAAGACUUUUAUUUUAACUUCCGAAUAUUUCGUAAAGGUGGUGGCUGAUAUUCAUCCCAGCCUGACCUGAUGACGGCCGAGCAGAACGGAGACCUGCUGGAAGAUGAUUUCCGGCAGGAAAAUGGAGUCCAGUCGAGCAAUUACAGUUCCAUCUCUCCUCCGGCCUCACCAGAGGUCCAGGAGGAACCCUUCUCCACCUACUUUGAGGAUAAGGUCCCCAUUCCAGAAAGUCGCAAUCAGAUCUUCAGUUUCCGUAAACUCUGGGCCUUCACCGGACCAGGGUUUCUGAUGAGCAUUGCUUAUUUAGAUCCUGGAAACAUCGAGUCAGAUCUGCAGUCUGGUGCCAAAGCUGGUUUUAAGCUCCUAUGGGUCCUGCUUUUUGCAACCAUCAUUGGGUUGCUGCUGCAGAGGUUGGCUGCACGCCUCGGAGUCGUCACCGGGAUGCACCUGGCUGAAGUCUGCAACCGCCAGUAUCCCACUGUUCCACGGAUAAUCCUUUGGUUAAUGAUCGAACUGGCAAUUAUUGGUUCAGACAUGCAGGAAGUCAUCGGCUGUGCCAUCGCCUUUAACCUUCUCUCAGUGGGCAGGAUCCCACUGUGGGCAGGGGUCCUCAUCACCAUCGCAGACACGUUUGUGUUCCUCUUUUUAGACAAAUAUGGUUUGAGGAAACUUGAAGCUUUCUUUGGAUUUCUGAUCACUGUAAUGGCUAUAAGCUUUGGUUAUGAGUACGUGCUGGUGAAACCGGACCAAGGAGAGGUUCUUAAAGGGAUGUUUUUACCGUACUGUGCUAACUGUGGGCCUGUGCAACUGGAGCAGGCCGUAGGAAUCGUUGGUGCAGUCAUUAUGCCCCACAACAUCUACCUGCAUUCAGCUCUGGUCAAAUCCAGAGAAGUGGAUCGGAAAAACAAGAAGGACGUAAAAGAAGCCAACAAGUACUUCUUCAUCGAAUCAUCUAUCGCCCUCUUCGUGUCCUUCCUCAUCAACGUCUUUGUCGUCGCAGUCUUUGCUCAGGCUUUUUACAAUAAAAACAACAUGGAGGUGAACGCUGUGUGCAAUGCUACAGGCAGCCCCCACACCGAUCUCUUCCCUCUCAACAAUGGCACUCUGGAGGUGGACAUCUACAAAGGGGGGGUGGUGUUGGGGUGUUUCUUUGGUCCUGCUGCUCUCUACAUCUGGGCCAUAGGGAUCCUGGCAGCGGGACAGAGCUCCACCAUGACAGGCACUUACUCUGGACAGUUUGUGAUGGAGGGUUUUCUGAACCUGAAGUGGUCUCGUUUUGCUCGGGUUCUGCUGACCCGCUCCAUUGCUAUCACGCCAACCCUCCUGGUCGCCAUUUUCCAAGACGUUGAGCAUCUGACAGGGAUGAAUGACUUCCUCAAUGUGCUUCAGAGUAUGCAGCUUCCAUUUGCCUUGAUCCCAAUCCUGACCUUCACCAGUCUGACCUCCAUCAUGAACGACUUUGCUAAUGGGCUGGCUUGGAAGAUUUCAGGAGGCGUCCUCAUUCUUCUGGUUUGCGCCAUCAACCUAUACUUUGUGGUGGUUUAUGUGACUGCGUUGAACAGUGUCCUGCUCUACGUAAUCGCUGUCCUGCUCUCUGUGGCGUAUCUGUGCUUCGUGAUCUACCUGGCUUGGCACUGUUUGGUCGCCCUGGGCGUUUCCUGCCUGGACUGUGGCAGCAGGAUGCUGCACCACACAGACAUGUACUUACUGACCGACAUGGAGGCUGAACCGCAGGCUGAGAGAUAGUAGGACGCCCGGUGCAGUCUGACUGCAGACUAGAGGGACCGCUGAAGCUUGGCCAGUAUUACCUUCUCUUCAGCCCUCAGUGUCUGACUCCUGCUAAAGUGUCCUUAAUGCACCAACAGAAUUUGAUGGAAUCGAAAAAAAAAACGCCCAAAUGCUUUAUCAUUUUUCCUGGACAGCAGUGUGUACUAAAUGAUCUGCGGGUGUAGCAGAGGGAGAAAAAUGCCCUGAAAGCCUGAAAUAAAAGAGAAGGAAAACAUGGUUGACAACAGCACUCUACAGCUGAGAACAGAUGAUUUCCAGUAGAUAAUCAGAGCUAUAAAUGAGCCAGUGGUGCCUGGAUGUGGGUAUCCAUCAAACCCACUAAGCUGCUGCACACUGCUCUUCAUAUGUAGCUAUAUUUUAUUUUUCAACAUAAAUAAUAUAUAUUUAUAACCCUAUAAUCCAUCCAUCCAUACUGUUAGUCACAGUAUGUUUGGAGUUGUUUGCUGGGGACCAAAUAGUUUGUUAUUGUGCUAAAUAAGCCUGAUAAAUUAUUAUUUAGGUAUUUUUCCUGACUCACAGUCGCUGAUAAAUAUAAGCAGACCCUCUUGAUAGCACUUAGUUUAGGUCAAACCUUUAGAAUUUUUUAUGCAAAGGUGCACAAAAUAAGUGUUUAAUAUUUUGGAGGCACUCAUGGGCAGCUGGUGAUAAUGCACUUAGCUUGGGAAACAAGCGUGCUAUGCCAUACUGAGAAAUCAGCCUUAAUCUUUAUGUCCAAAAAUGUCAGAUUUCUUCGUUUCCGUUCAGCAGAACACUUCUGAUCAUAUGUGAUGCAACGUCUGCCAUGCAACACAAACUUAGAAUGCACUGGAAAUACUAAUUGAGGAUGCGUAGGUGUCGGGGUUCAAAGACGUGUUUAGAAGUAAAGAUGCCUUUUAAAAUAAACUCACAGAUGAGAAUGAAAGGAAUCCCUGAUUUAACCAGAGAUGCAUCAAUCAGACAAUUCCUGGGAGAUUUGUAUGGAGAGAGUUUUGUUCCAUUAUUGUUGCAUGCAAAACAACAAA